This is a messenger RNA of Penicillium brevicompactum, 1233 nucleotides long. RefSeq lists its product as uncharacterized. The coding region runs from base 1 to 1233 and encodes 410 amino acids. The record is from RefSeq and is a predicted model, not a curated record. The transcript is spliced from 2 exons. Lineage: Eukaryota; Fungi; Ascomycota; Eurotiomycetes; Eurotiales; Aspergillaceae.
AUGUCCGACGGACUCUGCGUCCCAGAUACUAGGCCCACGCCGAGGAUGAGGCCGUUUCGUGAUAUCCUCGCAGACGAUCGCAAAAACCUAGAAGCGAUGGAAGAGUACGCAAGUCGGGUGAAGAGAGAUGGUCCCUUACAGCCGAAGUCAAGGAUCCCAUUGCAUGGAUAUCGCGUGAGCCCCCAAGAGGAAGAAGUCUUACAAACGCGUUUCAGCACUCAGUACCCACGGCUACUUGAGCCACUUCGGAACCAGGGUCCGAUCACAUGGACUCAUGUACUGCUCGAAUCACUCAAGCGCAGUGAUUUCAUCGCAAAGGAGAACGGGCUUUACCAAUGCCAGGUACAAGGGGCUUCGAUACAAGUGACUUCCCAGGAUUUGGAAGAGAUAUUGAAUGAGCUUGGGAUUUGCCGACGAGUGAUUACUGAACCUUACUCUGAUGCGGCAGAGAGUGAGACAAGGCAGGAAGUUGCUGGGUGCGUGGCUGCACAAAUGGAGUCUCUUCUUAAAAGAUACAACGCGUGCCAGAGCAUCCUUGAUAUUGUCAAUGGGCCUUCCAAACCGAAGAAUAUCGGGGCCAAAGCCCUCCCCACACCCGCUGUGUCUGCAACAGACGAUGGACAGAGCUCGCCGGGAGCAGCACAAGAGUCCAGAAACAUCAGAUCAGCGUGUCUACCACCGAAAACACGAGCACUUCCGGCCUUAGCCUCGGGAUUGAGGAAAAGAUCAAGGCGAAGUGGAAAUGGAGUGGAUGUCAGACCGGACACCCACCCAGUUCCCCGCCGAGAGAAUGUACCCGAGACCGGUAGUGAAGACUCAAGUUCCGAUGAUGAGUCCACUGGCGGAGACAUUCCGCAUGAUUUUGGUAGACGAAGGGACACAGCGAUUUUAGGAUCCUCCAGAUCGCGUGUUGGAUCUAUGGAACAUCGAGAAACCCCUAGAGAUCCUGGCCACACGAACAGGACGUUUCAUCACGAGAAGCCUGCAAAGAAGAGUCGCUUAUACUCCUGUCGUGAGAUGGAUGAAGCCAAACCCUUUCUGAUGAAACUCGUUGCAAUGGGCUCCACCGAAUCGGAAGUCGAGGAGGCCUACAUGCGCAAAUUUAAUGCCAUUCGAUCCGUUCAUAACCUCCUUGAGAAAUUUGAAUUGGGGCAUCUGCAAUCCGAAUUGGAGGGAAAUGCAAAAGUGCGAAACAGAAGAAGAUCCGACCUCCAAUUAUUGCUCCAAGGUUGA